AUGACGAGCGAAAAGAAAAAUGCAAUCAAUUGCAGGCGGCUGCACAGAGCCAACAUGAUUUUUGCCACCAUAAGUAACGACAACAAUUACAUAUGCAUCAUCACGUAUUACGAAAAUGAUUAUAACUUAGAGCUGUUCAGCGCGAACAACCAAAUGCAGAAAAUAUUUCGAAAGACCAUUCCAGACAGCAUAAACAAAGUUUACAUAAAUCAUUGCAAUAAGUAUAUUUGCGUGACGAGUCAAAAUGGCAGCAUAUACAUCCUCGACAUGAAGGGGAACCUUGUGUACAAAAAUGAGGAGAUGCAUUGCUUGUACUGGAGAAAGAGAGGUUCCCAAAAGGGGGGUGUCCCCGCAAAAAAUGACUACUCCAAAAGAAAACGCAAAAAAGAGACCAGCUGUACCCGCACCGAUAACGAACAUCAAGUGAAAGACAACACCCCAAGUGAAAAUACCACAAAGCGAUUUAAAUGUGACAAAAUGGCGAAGAAGGAAAAUUCAGUUGUACCCCUUCUUAACAAUAAUGUAAAAAAAACGAAUAGCGGAAAAUUAACGGGUGCAAAAAAUCACCUGACCUGGUCAGGCAAAAAUGGAGACAUAAAAAGUAGAAAGCAGUCGCUCAGCAGCAACUUUAUUAUGAGAAGCGAAAAAAACAAAAAGGGGCCUGUCCUGAGUGGGAAUGUAUUAAAGAGCGGCACAACAGCGAGGAGGUACAGAUCUGUAGGAAACGAAAAAGAGGGGAAAAAUCAACCCAACGGAAGGGUUUCCAUCAGGCAAGCCAGUCAUUGCAACAUGAAUAAACAGUCCAAGGAGAUAACCGGAUGUGGAAUAAAUAGGCCCAAAAAGCAGAGAGAAAAAAGCGACACACACACAGACAGUAAUAACCAGGCAAAUGGUGACGAGAUGGAAGAAAAAUACUCCGAUGUGAGCAUUAAAUCCAAUUCGCCCAUCUUCGGAAAUUACGAUUUUUGCUUAAAAAAAGAGAUGAGUGAUUACUUCUCCUGCAUCCCCUCGACGAAGCGGAUUGCAAAAUAUGGAGAAGUGAACGAAUUAAAUUCCAACGUACAGUACGAAAAAAUGCCGCUCGAAAUUGUAGACAUAUUCUGGAUUAACGUAGAAAAAGAUAACAGAAAUAAAUCUACAGAAAAUAAUGGCUAUCACUACCUUUUCAGUUACUUUGACAACGUGCAUAUUAUUCAUAGCCUGGACGUAGGGUUUAACAUUAUAUGCUCCAUGAAUUUAAAAAUUAUAUUUUACAAGUGCAACAUUUUAAACCAUUUUUAUAAAAAUAUUAAUUCGUACUUUCAGCUUAAAAAUAAAAUUGUUCAGGCAUUUAAAAAGGAAUUUAUAAAAAAAUGUAAAGCGCAAAAUAAGUACGCAUGUGUGCAUUUUGUCAAAUCGCAAAAACAUAAUUGCCAUCGAGCCAAAAUGAAUAACUUGAACACGUCAAUGAGCAGGGUUAACAAUCUCCGUCUUGGUCUGAAUGUACACAGUUGGGGUGGGACUGAGUUUUUUUCCUUUCCUCACCAUUUAGACGUAAAAGAAAGUAUCAUUAAAAGGAUCUUCAACGACCUCGUUAUUGACAUCAAGCAAUCUUACAUUUCGAAUGAGCAGCACUACGUUUUAGUGAACUACUACGUACAUGUGAAGCGGAAGUACUUGCGCUUCUCCAGCUUGGAGCUCCGCCGCUGGAGGCGACCCAGCGAAGCGGACAUCGAAGCGGGAAUCGAAGCGGGAAUCGAAGCGGGCAUCGAAGCGGGCAUCGAAGCGGACGUCGAAGCGGGCAUCGAAGCGGACGUCGAAGCGGGCGUCGAAGCGGGCGUCGAAGCGGCCAGUCUGACAUCCAUCGUACCGCCCAGCGAAGAGGCCAGCCUGACGUCCAUCGUACCGCCCAGCGAAGAGGCCAGCCUGUCGUCCACCAUAUCGACCAGCGAAGCGGGCAGUCAAGCCAAAAGGGACAGCAAACCCCAAAGAAGACGCAACAAAUUCAACCUAAAAAAAAUCAUCAUGAAUAAAGAAAAGGCAAACCAACUUACACUGCCAUCGCACAAGUACAAAAUGUGCCUUCUGGGGAUGCAAAAAUUUGGAGACGUGGAAAAAGAAUUCAAAUCAGUGGAAAAAAUAGUCCUCUACCUUUUACACUCCUCCAACAUCCUGCAGAGUAUCUUUCACAUAUAUAAGCAAAUGUCCACAAUGUACUCAAAAUUUAAUGAGUACAAAAAAAUGCAUAAAAUUUACCGAAGCAUUGUCGAAUUAAAUAGUCACUUUAAGAAAUUUUAUUACAAAGAUCGGACCAUGGUUUAUUUCUCCAAAUAUAUUAAAAAUCGGAGAGAAAAUUUUGACGAAAAUUUGUACAACUUAUUUUUUAAGGAAAACGAAAAAAGAGACUUCGCUCGCUACUACGAUGUGAUAAAAAAGAUGAUAAGUGACAACACGAUCUGCUGCUCAUGCUCGAAGGAGAAGUUUCUUAGCGGGCAGGUGACUGUUUCCGAGCAGGGGAAGGUGCUCCAUCAGGAGAAGAAUCUAGAUCGGGGGGAGGACCCUCCUCUACACGAAGGAGCUACAAAUGGAGCGAUCCCAUGGAUAAACAGUGGGGGGGAGGCGGCUAUGGGAAAUCAAUUCGAUGCGGCAAGUGGGGAAUUCUCAGAGGACUGUUUGAAGGCCCAUUUUGGAGGCACACGGCGCGCCGCCAAAAAGGAAGACCCGUUUGAGGAGAACAUAAAGAGGGGGGUCCUGAACAGCUACGAAGGGGGACCCACGAUAGGGUGUGUUAGCGGCGCGACUAGAUGUGAUAGCGGCGCGGCUCCAUGUGUUAGCGGCACAACUCGAUAUGCCAGCGACAUGAAUGGGCGCUUGAGCAGCGCAAGUGGGACGCUUCCCCCCACGGGGCAUCGAAGCAAGGUAAUCAAAAAAGAAUCCAAAGAUGUCUCGAAAGGGCCGAAGAGCACAACCAAUUGUCUGCAAAAAAUGGACACAAAAAAAGGAACCACUGCAAGAGGUCAGAUAAGUAAUAUGAAGGACAGCCGAGGCGCCGACGGUGUGGAGCUUAGGGGGAAGGGGAAAAGCAUCAGUCAUAGAAGCCUGUGUGGCACGCCCCUUUGCCGAAGUAGCAGCGCGAAAUGUUAUUACAACCGUGUGGAUGGAAAGCAUGAAAAGGAUGAUAGUCAUGGAACAGCCGCUUCCCUUCGAAGGGGAGCGGUAAAGAACAGGGUCAGCAAUGGCUUCCUUAGGAAAGGUAGCGGAAUUGCGCAUAGGCAAGGGGUAGCGAACAGACUGGAGGCAAUCGUCUUUGCAGGGGGGAAACGCAGUUGUGGGGGUGCGCCGAGAGGCGGCAGUGCACGUCCCGGUAGAAGCGCACAACGAGGGGCAUGCACACAUCGGCCCGCAAAGGGGGAAGCAGCGGAGGAGAAGAAGGGUGACGAUGGCGGUGACGAUGACGAUAACGGUGAUGACGACGACGACGAUCACGGUGAUGGCGACGACGACGAUAACGGUGAUGGCGACGGCGACGGCGACGACCUGCCCCUGUCGGAAGGCGAACUGGAGGAGCAGUUCCGCAGGAGCCGAAAAUUCAUCGUCCCCCGAGGGCAGAACAUAUGCACGAGCUGCGAACUCCUGGUACAGAAAAAGACAAUGCACAAUUUUGAAAAGUUCGAACUGAACUAUGUCAUCCCAAAAAAAAAAUUAAGUGACGAAGAAAUUUACACCUCCUUGAUCAAAGAUAUCUAUCUCAUGUACAGCGAACAAAAAUGCCCAAUUAAUCUCCUGCUACUUCUACAAGAGUUUAGCGAAAAGGAACUCCAAAAAUGCAUGAACAACUUCCAAGUGAUCCUAAACUACUACGAAAAGGUUUUCCUCGAAAAUGUAAACGAGCAUUUAAUAAAUUUGCACAGAAUAAUAUGUAUUUGUAAAUCCUUAAGUGAUAACAUACACGUUAUGCUGAAGACGUACCAUCUCGAUCGAAUUAAAAAAUUACAAGAAAUGAUCAUUCUUUGUGUUCGUAAGUUUCAAAAGUAUUACAAUUUGCAAACACAUUUAAAUAUCUUCCAUUUCUUAAUCGAGUUGUUACUGUUCAUUUCGAAAAAUAUUUAUUUUGAAAAAUUUCCGCAUUUAAGGAAGCAUUUUCGAAUUACAGAAAUGUCGAUGUAG
Molecule: messenger RNA, 4146 nt
Organism: Plasmodium cynomolgi strain B
Lineage: Eukaryota; Apicomplexa; Aconoidasida; Haemosporida; Plasmodiidae
Exons: 2
Coding region: 1-4146 (1381 amino acids)
Molecular function (GO): protein binding
Source: RefSeq, a predicted model, not a curated record